UCCCGACACUGGGAGUGCUGCAGACGCGGCGGAUCCUCACUCACCCACCCCAGGCCGGGGCCUCUGGUAGGAGCUUGUGCGGCGGAGAGGCGGCGGGGAGCCGAAAUGGAGCAACCACAUGUCCGCCUUUGGGUAAAAUAUGAAACCUUUGUGAUUGGAGUCUUGCAAAUCCCACCUCCCUCAAAAUUCAGCAUGCACUACCUUCGAAAGAUGGCGACUUACGUUCGAACAAAGGGAGAUGGUGGCUAUCCCUGCCUUUCCUGGCCUAUGUGGAGACAUAUUGCCUGUGGAAAGUUGCAGCUAGCUGAAAAUCUGGCGUGGCUGUAUUUUGAAACAUUUGACAUUCUUCUUGAGAGAACUGCAGAGGAGAGGUUGCAAUGGGCUGAAGAGGUAUCUCACUGCAAAUCUGAAGAAGAAAUCGACAAACUGAAAAACAAGUUAUCAGUGGACACACUGCAGUUCCUGCUGUUUCUUUAUGUUCAGCAGCUAAACAAAGUUUCUCUUCGUACAUCAUUGAUUGGAGAGGAAUGGCCAAGUCCCAGGUCACGAUCGCCUGAUCUGGAUGUAAAAUCGAAUUCUCAGAGCAAGAAUAUGGAUGACCAUAACCAUCUGGCAUUUAUUCUGAGCCACUUGUCAGAGUUGUUGGAGCUUCUGCUUGACCCUGGGCAACUCACCAUUUCAGCCCACACAACCCAUGACAGCAUGAUAUCUGCAGAAGCCGUUAGAGCCCUGAACUUUCUCUUUGAAGGAAGUAUCGGACGGAAUGAAGCAAUUCAUCCUGUGCAUGAACUGGCUUUUUGGCAACCAAUUCUGGCCACAACUGGCUAUUCCAAGCUUUCCAAGAUGUUCCAUUUCCAUAAACUGGAAGCCUGGUUGAGAAGUGUGCUCGGACCCAAUCCAUUCGGCACUGCAGUCUGUUUCCAAAAGGGAAAGAAGCUAGCGUGGGCACAGCAAGUUGAAGGUACGACCAAGCGGGCCAAGAUUGCAUGCAAUACGUACACAGCACCUAAAGGCCACAAGGUGGUGAUAAUGACACAAGUAUACAAGCAAACCCUGGCCAAGAGCUCAGAGCAGCUAGUUGGAGCCCAUGUUAAAAUACAUCGCUGCAAUGACUGCUUCAUAUAUCUCUUAUCUCCUUUAAGGUCUGUCAGUAUUGAGAAGUGCAGAAACACGACUUUUGUUUUUGGCCCUGUCCAAACUACUGUCCACAUCCAUGGCUGUGACGAUGUCAAAGUGAUAGUCAUCUGCCGCAGGCUUUCAGUCUCGUCGUCAUCUUCGUGUACUUUCUACUGUCUCGCAACUACGCGCCCUCUUAUAAUGUCUGGGAACUCGAGCUUAACAUUUGCCCCAUACCAUACCUAUUAUCCAUUGUUGGAGGACCACAUGGCUAGAACAGGCAUUGCUACAAUUCCCAAUUACUGGAAUAAGCCAAUGUGUGUUGGUGUGGACAACAAUGAAAUGCCUGUUUAUCAGCUGCUGCCUCCGAAGGACUUUUAUGUGUUUGUAACUCCAUUUGAAAUGCAGGGGGACUCGGUGGAGAUCCCUGGAGGACUACCACUGCCAUAUGAAAAGGCUAUUAAACAUCGGGAGCAGAAAAUCCAGAAUUGGCAGAAGAUUGUUAAGGAAGCAGGACUCAGCAAGGAGCAGCGCAGGUUAUUUCAGAACCUGGUGGAGCAGGAAUUUUGUGAAUGGUUAGAUCAGACAGGACAUCGUCAGCAGCUGGACAGUCUUAUUCCAGCGCCUUCCCCAAAACAGAUGGCGUCUUGAUUAUCCCUGGAAUAUUGGCUAUUACUGAAUUAAAUCUGCUGUAUUACUGUUGUUUCAAACUACAUUGUAUGUGUUGUGGCUUGGAAAUGCAUAAUUCAGGUAUAGUUGAGUUCUGAUGCGUGUUCUUGAUAAAUUGGUUAAUUAUUAAGGGAAAUUAAGCGCACAUUUCAGAAACCAGUGCUGUUAACUGUAUUUUGAAUAGAUUAUAUUAAACUUGUAAUUUUUUUUCAAUUAUGGUAUUUAAGAUUUUAUUGGUUGCAGCAUCAUGAUUUUUGUCAUAAUUUAAUUUAUGUUUUCAACAACAUUUGUGUUUAGUGUCAUCGUUAAUAUAAUGGCACUAUUUCCCAAAGCUUUAUUUUUUUAUUAAUGCUUAGGACUAAUUGAAAUUCACUUCACAUUUGAGGAGCUUUGGGAAACAAAAAUCCUCUGUACUGUGGACACAGCUUUGGAUAUAAGGGAAAAAAACAUUUAUUGAACAUGACAACUUGAGUAUUUGUAUUAGUCUUGUUGAAAUAUACAUAUCAAUUUUUUCCCUGAUCCUUGGUCAGUUUUAGUAUUGAAGUCGAGAUGGAUUGCCUGAAACAGUCUACUUUAAGAGACAUUUCCUUCAAAACUCUAGGGUAAUAUGAUGAAUCAAUAUCAUUUCUGUCGGGUUGAUUUUCGUAUUUAAACUAAAAUAAUUAAAGUUUCCUUCAUAAUGUGUUUUCACUGUGGCCCUGCUUCUGGCCGUGACGUGAAUGGACCUUUGAAUCCUCAAUAAACUAUUUUAUAAACAGGAGAGGUGGCCAUCUUUUGCAUCCCUGCCUGUGUAUGUUCACAUUUCUGCUGACAUUAUACUUUGAUUUUUCAGGUAUUUAAGAUCAUUUUAAUUCUGGUUUCUUCCCCUCACUUGUUUUUCUCUGCCCUCCUCUUAAGUGAUCUUUCACAAGUCAACAGGUGUCUAUUGACAAUGCAUUGGCAAACCGGUUGAUUCAGUUGAAGCUCAGCGUAUUCUUCAACUGACUUCUUCAAGUACUUGUUUGCAACACAGUGGGCGGCACGUGAUCAGAUGCAGAAGUUGGUGAUGAUUUAAUGAGGGGCUGCUGAUACCAAUUGUAUUGUUUCUGUUGCUGGGAUUGGAACUUGGUGCUUGCAAGGUCCACUGAGUUAGCUGACCACAUUCUGAACUGUCUCUUCCAAGUAACUUUUUUAAUCAGUUUGAAAAUCAGAGUUCCUCAACAUUUACCUCAAACAAAGCUUGUAACUAUUAUUUGCAACUGCCUUAAACUGCAUUUCUGGCGUUGGUAAUGUUUAAUAAUUAUUAUUUUUGAGAAUGUUUGCUUUGUACUGUACAUGUUCAAUAACAUUCUAGAAUGCAAACAAAAGCUAACUAAAUGUUUCAGUAU
Molecule: messenger RNA, 3152 nt
Organism: Amblyraja radiata (thorny skate)
Lineage: Eukaryota; Metazoa; Chordata; Chondrichthyes; Rajiformes; Rajidae
Gene: tbccd1
Product: TBCC domain containing 1
Exons: 7
Coding region: 106-1767 (553 amino acids)
Biological process (GO): maintenance of centrosome location; maintenance of Golgi location
Cellular component (GO): spindle pole centrosome
Source: RefSeq, a predicted model, not a curated record